Molecule: messenger RNA, 3588 nt
Organism: Thyridium curvatum
Lineage: Eukaryota; Fungi; Ascomycota; Sordariomycetes; Thyridiales; Thyridiaceae
Exons: 2
Coding region: 1-3588 (1195 amino acids)
Biological process (GO): mitotic spindle assembly; microtubule-based movement
Cellular component (GO): nucleus; spindle microtubule
Molecular function (GO): microtubule binding; plus-end-directed microtubule motor activity; ATP binding
Source: RefSeq, a predicted model, not a curated record
AUGAGCUCCUUGCGGGAGCCCUCGCGGCGGGGCACCAAUGCCCUGACCACAUCAUCAUCAGUACGAUCCGGCGCUGUCGGUCGCGCCGGAGUCCGCCAGACCAAACGCGUCUCUACCACUUCAAGACUCCAAUCACAUCUGCCACCGGCCUCGAGGCCGGCAUCACGACUAGAACGAACCGGUGCUGUCUCUCCAGUCGAGUCCCUCGCCUCUGUGGCCACGUCUGCGACCGCCGGCACCAAGCGCAAGGAACGCGAUUUCGAGUCCGACCCCAGCGAGGAGACGAACAUCAACGUUGUUGUCCGCUGCAGAGGUCGCAAUGACCGUGAAGUCCGCGAAAACAGUGGCGUUGUGGUGCUGACCGAGGGGGUCAAGGGAAAGAAUGUUGAGCUUUCUAUGGGACCCAAUGCUUUGAGCAACAAGACCUACAACUUUGAUCGUGUCUUUUCCCCGGCGGCUGACCAGGGGAUGGUUUUUGAUGAGGUCGUCAAGCCCAUCCUGGACGAGGUAGGCUCUCAUCGUGACACGUGCGUGAUAAUGAAGACUGCUGACACGGCUCAGAUGCUCACUGGCUAUAAUUGCACCAUCUUUGCAUACGGACAGACCGGCACGGGGAAGACGUACACAAUGUCUGGCGACAUGAGCGAGUCGCUCGGAUAUCUGUCAGAGGCUGCCGGGAUAAUUCCCCGGGUCCUCCAGUCAUUAUUCCACAGCUUGGACUCGGAAGAAACUGAGAGCACUGUCAAGUGCUCGUUCAUCGAGCUGUACAACGAAGAGCUGCGCGACCUUCUCUCACCGGAUGAGAGUGCCAAACUGAAGAUCUUCGAGGACAACUCGAAGAAGGGUCAUGCAACUACGGUAGUCCAGGGUAUGGAAGAACGCCAUAUCGCCAGUGCCGGUGAAGGUAUCAAGCGCCUCCAAGAAGGAAGUGUCCGCCGCCAGGUUGCUGCCACCAAAUGCAACGACCUCAGUAGCCGAAGUCACACUGUUUUCACCAUUACCGUGCAUACCAAGCGAACGGGCGAGGACGGGAAGGAGUACCUUUGCUCCGGGAAGCUGAACCUCGUCGAUCUGGCUGGAAGUGAAAAUAUUCAACGCUCUGGAGCAGAGAACAAGCGUGCAGCCGAAGCCGGCCUCAUCAACAAGAGUCUUUUGACUCUUGGCCGUGUCAUCAACGCACUGGUCGAUCGGAGCUCCCAUAUUCCUUACAGGGAGUCAAAGCUCACACGACUCCUACAAGACUCUCUUGGAGGACGGACAAAGACUUGCAUCAUUGCUACUGUGUCUCCAGCCAAGAGUAAUCUCGAGGAGACCAUCUCCACCCUCGACUAUGCAUUCCGCGCCAAGAAUAUUCGAAACAAGCCGCAGAUGAACCAGCUCAUCGACAAGAAGACGCUUUUGAGGGAGUUCACGGCCGAGAUCGAGAAGCUCAAGAGCGAGCUGAUCGCUACCAGGCAAAGGAACGGUGUCUACCUGACGAACGAGGCAUACGAGGAGAUGUCCGUCCAAAGCGAGUCUCGUCGGAUCCUUGCCGACGAACAGGCCGCCAAGCUCAGUAUGCUCGAGAACAACCUGCGAAACAAGGUCCAAGAGCUAUUUGAUCUCACUUCUAGCUUUAUGGGACUCAAAAAAGAUCACGAAGGGACGCAAGCGCAGCUCGAGGAGACCAAGGAAGUGCUAGACCAGACGGAGCUUGUCCUCAACGCCACGAGGAAGACUCUCGCAGAGGAGACGCAUCUGCGCAAAGCGCACCAGGACACUGAAGAGAAGCUCAGUAGCCUGGGCGGCGAGCUCCUUGAUACGCUGAAGACGACAGUAGACCACGUUGGUGGCCUGCAUGCAAAGAACAAGAGAAAGUCGGAUCUCCAAAAUCUCAAUCGAAGCACAUGGGCAGUAUCGCAGUCACAGGUGUCUGAGGUUACACAGCUUGUGGAAGGACGCAUCGAAGCGCUGCGUAAGACACAAGAUGUACACAUUUCCACUAUCUCGCACAAGAUGAAGUCGUUUGUCGAGGAAGAAGUGCAGAAGCUGUCCUCGACGCAAGAGUUCCUGGAUCAAAACCUGACCCAAUUCGCCGACUCUAAGAGGGACCUGCUGGAGCAGCAAGCCAAGUCCAAGGAGGAGAUGGAUGAGGUCCUCGAGGAGAUCAAGGUCGUCCGGGAUCAUAUCAAGGACCGCGUUGGCGACAGCCUACAGGCCAUUGCUUCAGCCGCAGAGAGGAUAGCGGAGGACGUCCUCAUUGAGCUCAACACCUUCCACAACCAACUUCACUCGUCGUACAGUUCGCUCGGGAAGGACUUCAAGUCGAUCUUUGAGGAUAUGCUCAAGCAUAUUUCCUCGCAACGAGGGGAGGCCAACAGUCUGCGAAAGCGAAUCGUGGAGGCAGGGGAACAGGCAGUCCUUGCUAAUGCAUCUGCCUCCGCUCAGAUAGAGCAGGUAAUCCGGGAAGAGAGGCAGCAGGCCGCUGAGGAUCGCACGAAACUCCUCACUCGGAUCACUGCAAUGAUCAACGCGCAAGCAGAGGCGCAGGACGAACGACUAACUUCUAAAGCCAACUUCAUCAAAGACAGCAUGGCCGAGUCUGGCAAGAUUCUCGACACUGGCGUGGUCAACUACGCGUCGGGCAUGGAUACCUGGGAUGCCCAGGAGCAGCAGUUUGUUGAGAGCGCUACUCGUUCUCGCGACGCCAUCAAGUCCAAGCUCAAGGACGACUGGACGACGGCAAAUGACCACAGCAAAUCCAUCCAAGAGGCGACCAAGUCUGUUCAUGCCGAGACGAUUCGCGUGGUGGACGAGCAGCUGAAGGAUUUGGAUGUGCAAAUGAGGGAUCUGGACGAUUUCGUCACUCGCGCACGCUCUGAGAAUGCUAGCCAUCACGAUCAACAGAUCUCUGCAGUGCAGUCUCUCUCCACAACCGUCGAGACCUCUCUAUCCAAUAUCUCCGACCACUUCACCACGACCUUUGACCGCGUCAAGGAUCUUGGUGCGGACAUGGACACUGAGACCGAGGGGCUCCGACAGCAGCUUGAGCCGGUUUCGCAGGAGCUCUGCCAGCCACUCAGCACGCUUCGCGAGGACAUCACCGGCACGGCGCUGCACGAGUACGAGCCCACGGGCGAUACUCCAGAGAAGAGGCAGUACCGGUACCCGGGCGAGCUGCCCAAGACGGAGCCGCACGAGGUCCUCAUCGCCCGCCUGGAAGGCGCGCCGACGCCCAGCAAGCCGCCUGCGGCGACGACGGCGGUCUUCAGCGACUUUGACGGGUCGGAGCGGGCCAGGUCACCCUCGAGGCCGGCCUCGUCGUCGGGCGCCAGCGACACGGUCAAGAUACCGCUGGGCAUGAGCCUGCGCGAGGUGAACCCCAACCUGACGACGGGGUCCAUCAUGUUUGACCCGUCGGCGAGCGUCAUGUCGCUGCAGGGCAACGACAACACGAUGCCGCUGUUCCGGCGUAGCACGCGGCUGCCGCAGAAGCACGUCAAGGCGGCCAAGGGCGGCGCCGUCGUCACGAUGGAGGGCCGCGAGAACGUGCCGCCGUCGUCGUUCUCGCAGAGCACUUCGAGGAGGAAGAGCCCGCGUCUUCACUGA